AUGUCUCGCAAAGAGAGCGGAGGCCGGGCAAUGCCUCGGGAGGUAGUGCUGUCCAAAGCGCUCUCGCAUCUCCUGCGGCAUUCAGCAGAGAAGGAACAUCUUAAGAUCAGCAAAGAAGGCUAUGUGAACGUGGCAGACCUGCUCGAAACGAGGAAAGUGAAAUCUCUAAAAGCGACGCUACCGGAGAUUUUGGAGGCAGUGUCUAGCUCAAACAAGCAACGGUUCUCCCUGCUCUACGUUUCACCGGAGAAUAUGGAGCAAGGGACAGAAGGCAGUCAGCAGCAACAAGACGUGGCUACUUCCACGGCGGCUUCGGAAGAGAAGCAAAAAAGUGCGACAACGCAUGCCUUGUCUGUCAACGACAAAGAUGCAUCGCAUUUUCUCAUUAGAGCUACUCAAGGCCACAGUAUAAAAUCUGUUGAUACAACACUUUUCCUAGAGAGAUUGAGUCUUAGCGAUUCCAAAGAAGAGAGUCCAGCGACAAAGCUGCCGGAUACAGUUGUCCAUGGCACAUACCAUGGCGCAUGGCCGUUGAUUCUCGCUUCUGGGGGACUGCAAGCUAUGAGCCGAAUACAAGUACACUUUGCCAUUGGGCCGACAGUUGAUGAAGUCUUUCCCAAUGGACGAGAUGCCGCACCAGCCAAAUUAGAAGACAAAUCAAACCAGAUAGUCAUUUCUGGAAUGCGGUCAGAUGCAGAAAUUUUGAUCUUUAUAAACUUGCGAAAGGCAUUGGAAGCCGGUUGUCCGUUCUAUAGAAGUGAAAACGGCGUGAUCCUCAGUGAAGGCAUAGCUACUGGCGGUGAUAGUCCUGAUACUAAAAAGAUGGUUCCUCUGGAUUUCUUUGAUCUGGUUGUCGAGAGGAAGGUUGGACUCGGAGUUUUGUGGGAAAAUGGAAAUGUUGUCCAAGAACUACCAUCGCAUUUGGCAGAGAAGAAGAAUCCGAAGCAAGUUAGGGGGGGUGGCAGAGGAAGAGGGAGAGGGCGAGGGCGAGGAGGCAGAGGACAGCCAUGA
Talaromyces atroroseus is the source of this 1011-nucleotide messenger RNA. RefSeq lists its product as hypothetical. The record is from RefSeq and is a predicted model, not a curated record. The transcript is spliced from 2 exons. The coding region runs from base 1 to 1011 and encodes 336 amino acids. Gene Ontology annotation, molecular function: tRNA 2'-phosphotransferase activity. NCBI's taxonomy places the organism in Eukaryota, Fungi, Ascomycota, Eurotiomycetes, Eurotiales, Trichocomaceae. Gene Ontology annotation, biological process: tRNA splicing, via endonucleolytic cleavage and ligation.